Molecule: messenger RNA, 6887 nt
Organism: Nasonia vitripennis (jewel wasp)
Lineage: Eukaryota; Metazoa; Arthropoda; Insecta; Hymenoptera; Pteromalidae
Gene: Syt4
Product: synaptotagmin 4
Exons: 5
Coding region: 482-1855 (457 amino acids)
Biological process (GO): vesicle fusion; regulation of calcium ion-dependent exocytosis; calcium-ion regulated exocytosis
Cellular component (GO): axon; synapse; membrane
Molecular function (GO): calcium-dependent phospholipid binding; clathrin binding; calcium ion binding
Source: RefSeq, a predicted model, not a curated record
CUCUCUCUCUCUCUCUCUCGUGGCCUCAUCCCCUGCAGCGAGUAGAGCUAUACCUACACAUACCCUAUCCCACCCGCGCAUCUCUCUCUUGUAUAUACAUCCGCACAUGUGGAUAACCCAACACCCACACGUCCCUCCGAGCACAAAGACAGACCGACGACGACGUCGACGGCGGCGGCGCAGGAGCGAGAAGCUUCGCGCAAGUCCGGGGCUGGCCUAUUGAUCGAGCACGCGCUGGUGGUGCGCGCUGCCAGCACAGCUUCGUCCCCGCAGUCAGACACGGGCUAUAUUCAGUGCGAGAUCCGUCUAUCGACGUAUUGCGGAUUUUUCUCUCCCUUUCAUUGUUCAAGCAGUCCGAGUUUUUUUCCCCGAAUAGUUCGCUGGUGCGGGUUUUCGAGACUUGAAGAUUGAAGGAGGUCCUCUGCUGGCGCAUCGGAGACUCGGAGUCGCGGCCAGGAAGCGAGAGACGCGCUCGGCCAACAUGGUCGGCGAGAGUGCGGAGGAUGGCCCGCUCAUACAGCCGGUCGAACCUGUGUCCACGGCGACGUUGGUCGGCGUCUGCAUCGGCGCGGCCUUCGUGGUGGGCGUCGUCGCGAUGACCUGGUGGCUGUGUCGUCGGCGCCGAGAGCACACGAAACUCGGCUCGGACAAGUCCCUGGCCUUCAGGCCACCCCACCGCAAGCCAACAGCCGUCAAGAGCCCCGGCAGUCAGGGCCACUACCUGAAGAAGAGUCCCAGCCCAACUGGUCCAGCCAAAAGUCCGCCAGGCUCGACCGGCGCCCAGACGCCCAGCCCUACGGGGCCGCAGCCCUCGACUCUACCCGGACAGGCUAGAUCUCCGCAAGGCACAGGUACCCCGAUCCAGACGCCCUCGGCGGACGUGACCCUGAGCAUCGAGAACGAGCGCGACAAGGCCGAGCUGGAGAACAGCGAGAAAGCCGACCGCGUCGGCGAGACAGGCAUGAACGGCAGCUGCAUCAGCGCCGACCUAGGUCGAGGCGCCGACGGCACCAGUCUCGGUCAGCUGGUCUUCAAGCUCCGCUACCUGAGCGAGCAGAACGCCCUGGUGGUCACGGUGGUCAAGUGCAAGGCAUUACCGGCUCGCGGUCAGCACAACGCCAGCAGCGACCCCUACGUCAAGCUCCAGCUGCUGCCGGACAAGCAGCAUCGCACCAAGACCCGCGUGCUCCGAAACACCAGGGAUCCGGUCUACGACGAGGACUUCACCUUCUUCGGCAUCUCGCACGCUCAGCUCCAGAAAAUCAGCCUGCACUUCGUCGUGAUGAGCUUCGACAGAUACUCGCGCGACGACGUGAUCGGCGAGGUCGUCUGCGCUCUGUCGUCGGUGUCGGACCUGGAGAUAGCGCAGAACCAGCAGAUCACGCUCUGCCAGGAGAUAUGCCCGCGAAGCUUGAAGAUCCAGUCGCAGGGCCGAGGGGAACUGCUGGUGUCGCUGUGCUGGCAGCCGGCGGCCAGUAAGCUCACCGUCGUCGUCCUCAAGGCGAGGAAUCUGCCCAAGAUGGACGUGACGGGACUGGCGGACCCCUACGUCAAGAUCUACUUGCUGUACAACAAUCAACGCAUCGCCAAGAGGAAGACGCACGUGAAGAAGCGCACCCUCAAUCCCAUUUUCAACGAGUCGAUCGUUUUCGAGAUACCCAACGGCGCCGAGGGUCUCAGCAAGAUCAGCCUCGAGUUCGCCCUUCUCGACUGGGACAGAGUCACGAAGAACGAGGUGAUCGGCAGACUGGAAAUAGGCGGACCCAAGUGCCAAGGAUCGGCCCUGAAUCACUGGAACGAAGUCUGCAGCUCGCCGAAGCGUCAAAUAGCCGACUGGCACAAGCUGCGGGAGUAACGGCGCUAUAUCACCUUUCCCACCUUUCCCCCAGGCAUGAUUUCCUCUUUACCUUCCUUGAUCCGGUAUCCCAAGGACACACUCACCGUCUGAAAAGAAUAAUAAAAGAUAAGAUAACUAUACCCGGGUAAAUUUUACGGCAGGUCCGAGCACUCCGAGCAUCAAAAAGGAUGAUCUCGAAUUUCCGAACAACGUUGCACCGAAGAGAGAAUAAGCGAAAAGUGCUCGGAUCUGCUGUGAGCGGACGAUGCGCGUAUUAUGAUCGAGAGAGAAUACGAGGCACGGAAUUAUAGGGCGUAUGGUUUUAUAAGUCUAUGAUACACACUUCGAUGUUUAGUUAGGAGAUGAAGGAGAGCGACGAUCCAAGUAGCGGUCCAUAUCUAUAUAUGUAUCGAGUAUGUAUUCCUCUCGUAGCUGAUCUCGAGUACAACACACAAACGCAUCGCUUUAUCCUCGAAUGUUCUAUUCCCCUCACGAUUCGCUGCGAGAAAUCGACCGAUAAGCUGCACGCGCUGAGGGAAAAAUUUUGUCGAAACGUCAAGUUUAUCCUUGAACCACUUCGGUAUAUCGUUUGAAUUAACUUUACUUUGACGCGUUGCAAAAAUUAAAUUCCAGAAAAAAAAAUUUGUCUCUCGGUCUCGGAGAAUAAAAAUGAAUUGCGCUAUAACGCUGAGAGCUGCGCGCGAAGAGAGUUUACGACAAAGGAUUACCUCCGUCGUAUUUUCGCAGCUGCGAACAGCGUAUAUAGUUCGUUUCAGUUCGCAAGCGUUCGGGCGAUACCCAAGUGCAGAAGGAAAAUAAAAAGUCAACUUCUAGCUUAGGCUUAAGUUUAGAUGAAGAAAUUAGUUAGCGAAAGAAAUUACGUAGGGUGUGUAGCGUGACUAUUUUUUUAAGCUGAUUAAGAAUUAUUUUUUCAAAACUCAUUUUUUACGACGAAAACAGCACGCGCGAUUAAAAAAUAAAAUAAGCGCAAUUAUAAACGCGGCUUAUGCGAUUAGAGCGACUUAGGCUAUCGAGUGUAACCGUAUAAGAGAACAUUUAAUCGUGUAUAAUCGACGAAGAAAAACCAUGUACGUAUUUUGGCAAGUGACGACGAGGACAAGGAUCUCAAACAAUAAACGUUCGAUUUCUCGAAGCGAUCGUGCGAAAAAGGAAUGCGAACCGCGAGAAGACGAAGGAAAAACAGAGACGUUUAUAAGGGUCGGCGUCUGAUGUCUAAAUGUAAAAUUAAAAUAUCGAUGUGCGACUUGGAUGUGUGUCUAUAAACGUAUGUAGGGGAUCAGCGGUGAAAAUAGACAUUCACGAUUUCGUAUCCAGACGAAAUAAAAACCUACAGAAUAUACAAUGUAUAUAUAAUAAUAUGUGCAUGGUAUAACGAUUUCAUGAACUGUCGUCCGAGCAUCAACAGUUUAGCUCGAACGAGCCAUUAAUUACUCGCGUAUAUAUCGUUGAAUAUGUUAUGGAUGUGACUACUUGGGAGAUCGAAUUCAUCCUGUCAAUGCCACCGAUAAAAAAGAGCAUUUUUUUAUUUCUCGUGUAAGAAUUGUGCUGGUUUGCCCAACACAUUAACUAUUUCAUUUUUGUCUCGCUCUUAAUAUACCCGAUGAAGUAUUAUUAUUUCAUAGAUUAAUUUGCAGUAUUUGUGAAACGCUUAUAAUUUACGAAUAUUUAUAUAAAGUAGCUAUAGUUACUAUCGUCAUCUCUUUUCCAUCGAUGUCAUAAUUUACGAAUUUCAACCAAAUUGCGACUUUUCAAAUAUGCUUAUAUGAUAAACAUAACAACAAUAUCACGUAUAAAAUAGACGUUAAGAUUCAUGACCAGAUACAAGGCAAGUUGAAAGAAUAUGGAGAUUUAAAUUUUCGGGCGUCGUUGUUUGAAAGGACUUCUCUAUUUAGAUUUACGUUACGAUGAGAAAUCUCAUUGAGAUUAGGUCGAUUAGGAAAUAAUUGAAUGCACGAGUGUAGAAUCGUGCGCGGUUUUGUUUCGUAUUUUUGAAUUGGCGGUACAAAUACAGCUUCUAUAAUCAUCAUUGUAAAUAUGUAAUUGACGUUGGUUGAAGGAGUGCUAUUUUACGCGUUGUAUUGAAUAUUAUAUUCACUGUUUCGGUCGACUAUGUAUUUACUGAAAAAAAGAGAGAAACAGGAGCGUCGAGCAAAAAUGCGCGUAGGUGGUUGCACGGACGUUUGUAUAGACGCGACACUCGAAGUAAGCUUCGCAAUUUCUGACACGAAAGUAUACAGGGAAUGGAGUUUCGAAGGAAGCCGAAAAAAAGUAUAGGAAUUUUUGAAAUUACUUCCAGUGUCUCGUGCGCGAUCAAUGUGAUCAGCUCUAUAGGUGAAAUUGUUGUCGCGCAUUUUUGUGAUGUAUUGUAGAAUCUUGGGACAUAUUUGUCGAUUUUAGCGCAUCAAGAAAUCCACGAAGGAAGAACGAAAUCGUCAAGUUUUCUAUUUCCAGUUUAUAAUAAAUUCGAUGUUGCAUUUGAAAAAUGAAUCUUUUUAAUGAAAAAAAGGAGAAGAAUUGAUUGAAUCUUUUAACAUGUGUGAAAUUGGGUCACGUUACAUUGUUCGAUUUAUUCCGAUUACUGGCAGCUCAACGAAAGAUCACGUCCUCCCUUCGUGGAAAUAGGGCAAGAGCUGUGGGUAUUUUCUUUGAAUUCUUGGACAAAAAGCAAGGAUAAAAUCAUUCAUAUAUAUGAUGUAUUUUGUUGCCCACGCCUGAUGCCUAUACUCGGAGUGCUGCUUUGUCGCGAUUUUGUAACGAAUGACGUAUUACAUUUAUGAUAAUAAUAAUAACGAUAAAUUAUAUAAACAAAUCAUCGAGACUUAAAAUUCAUCUGUAGCAUGCAACAUUAUAUUAACACAUUAAAUACACAGACACUCGAGUACAACGUACCUCAAAUAUCGCACGUAGAGAGAACCGAAAACAUGGGCAGGUUGUUAUUGAAUCAAUCGAAGAUCUAACUGUUUUUUUUCAAUAAAAUCUUUUUAAAAAUCAAUGGCAUACUGGUUUCCAUUCUCGUUUAUUUUAAUUUUUAUUUCUUCGAUGAACCAAAAUGUGAAAGUAUAUCGAUUACGACAUUCAAUCGAAAUUUGCCCAUGACUAUAUUAUAGAGAUUAUCUGAACACGGAUGUCAAUUUUUCUUGCAACGCAUAUUACAAAAGAAGAAAAAUUAAGAAGAACACGCACUGACGCUUAUACUUUUCGAUAAUAUGCGACUAUUUUUCUCGGCGAAACACACACACACACACAUAUACCAGUUAUAAUAUAAACGUAUAUGCCUUUUUCGCAAGACGAAAUUUCUGAUGAUGUAAAAAAAACAAUGAUAAAACGACUAAAAGGCACGUCUGCGACGUUUAAUCGCAUUGAAUUUUGGCGUCGGAUACGGGCGACGACACUUAUAAUUAUAUACCUUUAAUAUAUAUUUCCGAAUGUUCAAAGUUGAAGUACCCAAAAAUAGUUCGUCGAGUAAGUUUUUAACGAGUUUAGCGUCGGCUGAAUUUUAAUAAACAGGAUGAAGUUAUUAUGCCCAAUGCCCAUUGAGUUCCAUUAGAAUGUCGAACAUCUUUUCUUAUAUAAUACAUGCAGACUAUGUAUACACGAUGCUUUUCAUAAAAAAUUCUACAAAAAUAGAUAAAAAUUAAAAAAUUGAAUAAACUUGAUCUUUAUUUGGUAUCCGCUAUUCACAAAAUUAAAUUUAUCUCGUCAUUAAUAAACCGAUUAAAAUAAUUGAAUAUAUUGUAUUCCGCAAAGCGUGUACAGCGAUCCUAUCAUACAUGGAUGGACAUCAAAACGAAAGUACGGAUUUCUAGUGGAUGCCGAUUGAUGCAAAGUAAUUCUAAUAUCUCUCACACACACACACACACACACACACACACUGAGACUAGAAUUAAUGGGAUUCACUGAAAUGUAGUUUAAAAUACGCUCUCUGUAUAAGGAUAAAUAUUAUAGUCGUCUAUACGUUUAGUCGAAAAGCGAUGUCGGUGUUCUGUUUCAUUUUUCCAUCUGUCGAGACACACAUUUUUAUGAUUUAAUUUCCUAGCUGCACACUGAUUCCAAAAUAAAACAUAUCAUAAUUUUCCAAGUAUUCUUAGUUACUAAAAUUGUGACUUACGCAAAAAUAGUUUACCGCGGAACAAACUAGUUAUUGUACUUUUAUAUAGGUUCCAACUUGUUGAAUAAGAAUAACAUGAUAAUACAUAGUACGAAUUGAUUGUAUUUUGGAAAUUUACAAUGUUUAAUUUUGACGUUGCCUAGCGAUAAUAAAACCUGAAAAGCAUAUUACGUACAGCGUUCUGAAUCAUUGCGUUUGCGAAGAACUUUUGCGACGAAGCGACGAAGGGAAAGAUUAUUGUGAAAAAGAAAACAAAGUACACAAUAAAUAUACUCAAGAGUAUCAGCAUAUUUAUUUAACUGCUAUACAAGCCGUAACAGCAGAUUAUAAAAGAAAUUACAAAUGUAACGAGUAGUGUGUAUCUUUAGGAAUAAUUGUGCUUCUUUGGUAAUCACGGAGUCCAAAGAAAGUAAUGCAAUUGUCUAACGACCGUAAAAAAAGAACUAUGAGAAAUUUUCGAGAGAGAUUCUAAGACCGAACUUGUAUGGGCUUCGUGAAACCUUGAAAAACCGCUGUAAUAUAAUAUAAAAUUGAUAUUGAUUGUCGAUGCGCAGUGCUGCGAAAUUCAGCAAGACUACAUAUGUGGAGAAGUUUUUUUCCGUUCUACACGCAUAUACAUCUGUGGAAACAGAAUUUUCGUUAUUACAUACGAUCAAAGAUGAUCCGGCUGUAAACGGCAUUAUAAGGAACAGUUUGUAUUGUACGCAUCAAAAGAGCGUUUCUUUAGUGAACAUUUUGUAAGUUUUUUAUUUAUCCAUUGACACAUUUGCUAAGUAUUACGGAAGAACUUGAUACGUGGCCCGACAAUGUUUUUUAUCGCGUUCCACCAGGAUGCACAUCGACCCGACAGUUGGGCAUGGUGUUUGACUGAGUGGACAGAUUUUAAGGCUGUGCGGUCAAUAAAAACGUUUAAAAAUAAAA